CACACAACAUUCUAAAAGAGCUUCAUUAUCAGAUAAUAAUCUUCUUGGGUUUUGGAUCUUUUGCAAAUGAUAAUUAUUCACUUUUAAUGCCUUGUAAGGGCUCAUCAAAACAAUUAUAAAUGGAGUCGCAAUGUGGCUGUGGAUGUGGUUUCCUCAAUGCUUUGAGAUCUGCCUUUGCUGCAAUCAGAAAACAAGUUAGAAAAAGGAGAGUGAGGCAGAGGCAAAGAAACCUCAGAGUAAGUCCGAUGGAGGCUAUGGACACAAUAGAGAAGGAGGAGGACAAGAAACCAAACGAGACAGCCGACACUCCACUCAAGACAUCGGCCAGAGGUUGCUCCAGAGCCCAACUUUAUGUCUCGGGAUGGAGGCCAAAGGGGCAUGAGACCCUGGCAGAGAUGAGGCGGCGCACCAACCAGGACAGGAUUCGUGCUGCCAAUCGGGCAUUCAUGGAGGCACGUUUGCCCACCACGAGAAUCAAAAUCACCACCGUUGUGUUCGCAGAAGAAGUCCCAGAGGACACAACAGGACAGGACGAUGAAACAAUAGAGGUCCUCAACACUGACCAAGUCAGCACAACACUCAACGCUGAUGGAGUCCUGCAUGAGCUGGUGGAGGAGAUCAAAGAUCCCCAUGGGGAAGAAGAAAUCAGCCCCCUGGCUAAGGCCAUGGAAAUUACAGCUCGCCGUCUCCUGCAUGGAAAGAAGGCUCACCAGGAGAACUGGCAGACUCUGGUCCUGGACUACUGACUGAUAUAUGCCAUUUCCAUCGCUCAGCAGAACAUAAAAGCAGAGGACCAAAGUGUGAAGCUCUUGCCUGAUAAAGCACACGUCUGCUUGGAGAACUUUUUUAUUAGUGAGUCAAAAAGAAUGAAGAAAAAAAAGGAUAAGAGCGUUAAGAACUGUAAGACAAUGUGCUCUUUCAACAAGAAAGAAAUAAAUAAUCCAACUUUUGUAACAACUUUAGAAUAAACAUUGCC
This is a messenger RNA of Engraulis encrasicolus (European anchovy), 976 nucleotides long. RefSeq lists its product as uncharacterized. Bases 120 to 746 code for a protein of 208 amino acids. The record is from RefSeq and is a predicted model, not a curated record. NCBI's taxonomy places the organism in Eukaryota, Metazoa, Chordata, Actinopteri, Clupeiformes, Engraulidae. The transcript is spliced from 3 exons.